This is a messenger RNA of Ochlerotatus camptorhynchus, 703 nucleotides long. Its product is annotated as PITH domain-containing protein GA19395. Lineage: Eukaryota; Metazoa; Arthropoda; Insecta; Diptera; Culicidae. Gene Ontology annotation, cellular component: nucleus. The coding region runs from base 39 to 677 and encodes 212 amino acids. The transcript is spliced from 3 exons. The record is from RefSeq and is a predicted model, not a curated record.
GUCCUUUGUUGAUUACGGAAUUAUUCGCUUCCAUCGGAAUGUCCCACAAUCACCCACAUGGCCACGGCGGGGCCUGUGCCCACGAAGCGCUCGGAAUCGACGAUGAGCUUGAAAUGGGCAUCCAAUACAGUUUGUACGAGAAAAUCGACAUGAUAAAUGUGGAGUGCCUGAACGAGGAAACGGAAGGAUCCGGUAAGACGGUAUUCAAACCGUACAAUCAGCGGUUGGAUUUCGAUAAGUUUGUCACCAGCGAUGCCGACGAAGAGCUGCUGUUUAAUAUUCCUUUCACCGGGAACGUCAAGCUGAAGGGGAUCAUCGUGGUCGGUGCGAAUGACGAUAGCCAUCCGAAGAAGAUGAGACUGUUUAAAAAUCGGCCAAAGAUGACCUUUGAUGAUGUGGGAGCUCAGGCAGAUCAGGAAUAUGAACUCGAGAUGGACUCCAAUGGCGUCAUUGAAUAUUCAACCAAAGUCGUCACAUUUUCCUCCGUUUAUCAUCUAUCAAUUCACUUUCCAACGAACUAUGGCGAUCCUAAUACCACCGUUUAUUACAUCGGGCUGAAGGGGGAAUUUAGCGAGGCACAUCAUCACGGAGUAACAAUCUGCACCUACGAAUCUAGACCGAACGUGGCGGAUCACAAGACUGACUUGUUCGAUCCGGUUAAUCACCAGAUUCAAUAAGGAUGCUGUUGUCGUCUUCAAACGCU